Messenger RNA from Ustilaginoidea virens, 1398 nucleotides. RefSeq lists its product as uncharacterized. The record is from RefSeq and is a predicted model, not a curated record. Bases 1 to 1398 code for a protein of 465 amino acids. Lineage: Eukaryota; Fungi; Ascomycota; Sordariomycetes; Hypocreales; Clavicipitaceae. Gene Ontology annotation, cellular component: membrane. Gene Ontology annotation, biological process: transmembrane transport. Gene Ontology annotation, molecular function: transmembrane transporter activity. The transcript has 7 exons.
AUGGCUAAAUCGACGGCGGAGGUCCGGACUGAAAGCGUGCGCCUCAGUGUGACGUUGUCGCCCCAGGGAACCCUCGUCGGCGAGCCAUCCAUUGUCGACCUGGAAGAUUAUGAGGUUUCCAAGGGCAAUACCAAAGCCCUGUUGAGGAAAAUCGAUCGAAAUCUGAUACCCAUCAUCACGGCUCUCUAUCUACUGUCUUGGCUGGAUUUUUCGAACUUGGACAACGCCAAAGAGAACGGGCUCACAAAGGAUCUGCGCAUGACAGGUAAGGAUGACUUUAAUAUUGCCGUUUCCGUCUUCUUCCCGUCCUACUUGAUCUCUCAGAUACCAUCCAACUUGGUCAUGAGAGCAUGGCGGCCUUCGCUCUGGGUUCCCAGCUUGAUGCUGGGCUGGGCCAUGAUCAUCACUUGCAUGGGGUUUGUUCGGAAUUUUGCGGGAUUGCUUGUCGCUCGCGUUUUCCUUGGUCUCUUCGAGGGAGGCGUGUUUCCCGGAAUUGUCUAUUUCAUUUCAAUGUGGUACCAAAGUCAUGAAUGCGGUCUUCGCAUUGCCAUGAUGUACUCUGUCGCAGUGGCGGGCGACUCCUUUAACGAUCUCGUUGGAAAUGCCAUUCUACGCUUGGACGGCCGAGCCGGCCUCGGAGGCUGGUGCUGGCUAUUCAUCAUGGAGGGAAGCGUCACCUUGGUCGCAGCUCUCGUGGCUUUCAGGCUGAUGCAAGACUACCCCGAAUCGGCCACAUUUCUCACGCCAUUCGAAAGACGACUGGUGAUGCAACGAAUCGACGAAGAACAAGGAUCAAUGCCCAAGAACUUCCGCCUGAAAUACGUCAAGGACGCACUGACAGACUGGAAAAUCUGGGUCCACAUGCUUGUCACUUUGGGAGUCACGGUGCCCAUGUUUGCCAUUUCCCAAUUCCUCCCGGGCAUUAUUGAGGAAAUGGGGUAUCAAGGCGUGCAAGCCAAGCUCAUGGGUAUUCCCCCUCGUCUCGUUGCCAGCGCGUUUGUGCUGGCGGGAGGAUUUGCAGCCGAUCGGCACGAACAGCGUGGCGUUUUCAUUAUUGGCUUCUGCCUCAUCGGAAUGGUGGGAUUUUCCAUUCUCGGAACAGCCAAGAGUCUGGAGAUGGAGUACGUAGCCACAUUCUUGAUCGCCAUAGGAACGUUUCCGAUUGUUCCUCAAGAUGUUGCCUGGAAUGCCAACAAUAUCGGCGGAUCGACCAAACGGGCAGUUGGAAUCGCGAUGCAGAUUGGUUUGGGCAAUCUGGGCGAGGGACUGGCUGGGUUCAUCAUCUGCAAGGAGAAUGCUCGCCGGUUCGUCUCGGGUCACGGGAUACUUUUAGGAAUGAUGGGUCUAGAGCAGCGAGAACGUGGUGACCGGGCGUCGUUUUUUGUCCUGACCACCUGA